Molecule: messenger RNA, 468 nt
Organism: Rhododendron vialii
Lineage: Eukaryota; Viridiplantae; Streptophyta; Magnoliopsida; Ericales; Ericaceae
Product: S-protein homolog 29-like
Exons: 1
Coding region: 1-468 (155 amino acids)
Source: RefSeq, a predicted model, not a curated record
AUGGCUCGCUUCCUUCCAUUAGCUAUUGUCGCAUUACACUUUGUUAGCUUGCAAACAUUCUGUGAUGAUCAGCAACAACAAUGGUUCCAUCUUUACGCCGAACGCGCGGUUUACAUUAUCAACAACGUUCCUAAUCCGCCAUUGAAGUUUCGUUGCCAAUCCAAAGGUUAUGACUUAUUGAAUCGAACAAUCACCAAGGGUCAAGUUUUUUCUUGGACGUUUCGUCCCGGCCUUUUCUUGUUGACUCGCUACUCCUGUCAUUUCUACUGUUGUUUGCAAGACAAAAGUAUUGAUGUUUACAGUAAGCAAAUCGAUCAAUCCUGUAAAGACGAUAACGGCAAGUUUAACUGCUAUUAUCGUGUGCAACCUGACGGGUUGUAUUUUAGCAACGAUAACUUAAACUACAAACUAAUAAAUGACUGGGGCCCACCCAAAAAAACUGCUAGUACUACUGGGCACAACGAUUAG